AUGGAGAAAAGUUGGCCACAGCUCCAUGUCUUCUUCUUUUCCUUAUUCAUCUUCUUCCUUCCUCCUUUUCAAUCCCACGCUUCAUUAGAAUACAUUCGACCACCUCCUCGGAGCAUUAUAUCCACUCUGCACAAUGGUUCGGACUCAGACCCACAACAGGUUCAUAUAUCGCUCGUUGGAAGAGAUCAUGCGAGAGUUACUUGGAUAACGGACAAUAGGAAGGUUCCUUCGAUCGUUGAAUACGGCCAAACACCAGGAAAAUACGAAGCUUCAGCAACCGGAGAACAUGAGUCGUAUCAUUACUUCUUAUACAGAUCCAGCAAGAUCCAUCACGUCAAGAUCGGACCUUUGAAUCAGAGCACCACCUAUUAUUAUCGUUGUGGUGGAACUGGCCAGGACUUCAGCUUCAAGACUCCCCCAUCCAACUUCCCCAUUGAAUUCGCCGUCGCAGGGGAUUUGGGACAGACGGAAUGGACAGCAUCAACGCUAUCACACAUCGGCGAAGAGGACUACGACGUCCUCUUACUCCCCGGAGAUCUAUCCUACGCCGACACCCAACAGCCCCUCUGGGACUCCUUCGGUCGACUCGUCCAACCAUAUGCGAGCCGGCGGCCCUGGAUGGUGACCCAAGGAAACCACGAGGUUGAGACCUAUCAGUUCUUCGAGAAUAAGCCCUUCAAAGCCUACAAUGCCAGGUGGCUUAUGCCCUUCGAGGAGAGCGGAUCCACCUCCAACCUCUACUACUCCUUUGAAGUUGCUGGUGUUCAUAUUGUCAUGCUGGGUUCUUACACUGACUUUAACGUUACUUCCAACCAAUACAAGUGGCUCAAAGCUGACUUGGCCAAGGUCGAUCGUGGUCGAACACCGUGGCUCGUAGUUUUAAUUCACGUUCCGUGGUAUAACACCAAUCUAGCCCAUGAAGGCGAGGGAGAGAGCAUGAGGAAAGCUAUGGAGGGCUUACUAUAUCAGGCGCGGGUCGACAUUGUUUUCGCAGGACAUGUUCACGCCUAUGAACGCUUUACUCGAGUGUCCAACAACAGUACAAACCAAUGCGGGCCUGUGCAUGUGACCAUAGGUGAUGGUGGAAACAGGGAAGGACUUGCUUUAACGUUUAAGGAGCCUCCCUCUCCACUGUCUCUAUUCCGGGAGGCGAGCUUCGGACAUGGACGGCUCAAGGUAUUCAAUCAAACUCAUGCCCUUUGGUCAUGGCACCGCAACGAUGAUACAGAAUCUAUAGUGGCGGACCAGGUCUGGCUUCAAAGUCUCAGCGUGUCUAGCAUGUGCAAUGAGUCUUCUAUAUCCAUCAAUGAUGAACUUUGAAGAUGAAACUGGA
Molecule: messenger RNA, 1333 nt
Organism: Macadamia integrifolia
Lineage: Eukaryota; Viridiplantae; Streptophyta; Magnoliopsida; Proteales; Proteaceae
Product: purple acid phosphatase 22-like
Exons: 5
Coding region: 1-1320 (439 amino acids)
Molecular function (GO): metal ion binding; acid phosphatase activity
Source: RefSeq, a predicted model, not a curated record